UUUUAGACCAUCCAAUAUUUUAAGUUUCCAUCGAGCAGAUCACCCAUUGCUUUUACAUUUCCCCAUAGAUUUAAUCUUGUUUUACUUGACUCUUGUAGAUUCUUCACCUAUAAGCUUCGUAAGUUACUAUUCCAUACCUAAUGAAAGCUUUUAAUAUAUAUCUGCAACCAUCCUGCAUUUUAGAACAUUACCCAAAUUUUUGUUGUUCCUAAUCUUGGAGAAAUUAUUACGUGUGAAAUACAGCAAGGACUACUCUUGGUUUGAGGCAUUGCUUAUUUUUUAUAUAAUCAGCCCAAACUAGUUCUCUUUUCUGUAAUAUGACUGUCAUAUACUCAGUUUUUGAGAUAGCAGUUUCCAUUAACAUGAAGCAUUCUCUUCAAGCUAUAAGCGUGGCCUGUUUCUUGUUUUUGCUUUUCACAUUAGGUAAAGCACAUGAUUAUGAGACUCAAACUGCCGCUGCAGGAGUCCUUGAAAAUGAAUAUUUGCCUAACUAUGGAGGCGCAAAUGGAGGAUAUUCAUCGGAAAACGGAGACGACUCACCUCACUAUGGUGACUCACCUCACUAUGGUGAUGCUCAACCUGACUAUCUUUUCUCCAAAGCUUUGCAAUGUUUUACUGAUAAGCAUAUAUACAGUCAUUGUGAGGAGUCUUAUAGAUUGACUGAGACAGGGGAGAUCCACGUACCACCUGAAUAUGCCGAUCAAUUUUGCAGAGGACCCUGCUUGGAGGAGACUCACCUUGUGCUAAAUUGUCUUGAAAACAUACUGCCGCACUUCAGGUUUUACAAUAAGGCCACCGUUAGAGCAGUCGAAGAGACUAUCAAAGAGGGAUGUAGCUAUGGCCCUAAAAGAGGUUUUUUCAGUGUUCUUGAGCACAUCCUAGACUAUGAUAGCACUGCUUUUCGAGCUUCAAAGUCCAUGCUGCAUGGCUUUGUUCUGAUGACUUCGGCACUUAUUUUCAUCCUUUAAAGCAAUGUUCAAAAGUGAAGAUAUUGAUGGAAAAUUAGCUUCAUCGAGCACUCUAGUUUUUGAUGCUGUUUAAUUUUACAAGUGAUAGUACUGAUAGGUUGUAUUAGUUACAAAAAAAAAAAAAAAAAAAAAAUUGCCUAUCUGUUCAUUAUAUGUUGAUCUGGAUAAGAAUGUUGUAUGAUGUAACAUUUAUUUCUUGGAAAUUCUUAUUCCAUGUGGGCCGUUGUUGUAGA
Lycium ferocissimum is the source of this 1201-nucleotide messenger RNA. RefSeq lists its product as uncharacterized. The transcript is spliced from 4 exons. The record is from RefSeq and is a predicted model, not a curated record. NCBI's taxonomy places the organism in Eukaryota, Viridiplantae, Streptophyta, Magnoliopsida, Solanales, Solanaceae. The coding region runs from base 318 to 968 and encodes 216 amino acids.